Molecule: messenger RNA, 1156 nt
Organism: Oryza sativa Japonica Group (Japanese rice)
Lineage: Eukaryota; Viridiplantae; Streptophyta; Magnoliopsida; Poales; Poaceae
Product: ethylene-responsive transcription factor ERF109
Biological process (GO): ethylene-activated signaling pathway; regulation of DNA-templated transcription
Molecular function (GO): DNA binding; DNA-binding transcription factor activity
Source: RefSeq, a predicted model, not a curated record
GCCGUGUUACUUUCGAUGUUGGUCUCCCCCUAUAUAAGUGCACCCGCUCUCCCGGCUUCAGCUAACGACCUCAAGCACACUACUAGCUCCGGCUCACUUAGCUCCCUACUGAUCACUGGAACACUCAUGACCAAGAAGGUGAUACCGGCCAUGGCGGCGGCGAGGCAGGAUUCUUGCAAGACCAAGCUUGAUGAGCGUGGGGGUAGUCAUCAGGCUCCGAGCUCCGCGCGGUGGAUCUCGUCCGAGCAGGAGCACAGCAUCAUCGUCGCGGCUCUGCGGUACGUGGUGUCCGGGUGCACCACGCCGCCGCCGGAGAUCGUCACGGUGGCGUGCGGGGAGGCGUGUGCUCUGUGCGGCAUCGACGGCUGUCUCGGGUGCGACUUCUUUGGGGCCGAGGCGGCGGGGAACGAGGAGGCGGUAAUGGCGACGGAUUAUGCUGCUGCUGCUGCUGCGGCCGCGGUGGCAGGAGGAUCAGGCGGGAAGAGGGUUAGGCGGAGGAGGAAGAAGAACGUGUACCGCGGCGUGCGGCAUCGGCCGUGGGGGAAGUGGGCAGCGGAGAUACGCGACCCGCGCCGCGCGGUGCGCAAGUGGCUCGGGACGUUCGACACCGCCGAGGAGGCCGCCAGGGCGUACGACCGCGCCGCCCUCGAGUUCCGCGGCGCGCGCGCGAAGCUCAACUUCCCGUGCUCCGAGCCUUUGCCCAUGCCCAGCCAAAGAAACGGCAAUGGCGGCGAUGCUGUCACGGCGGCGACGACAACGGCAGAGCAGAUGACUCCGACUCUGUCGCCGUGCAGCGCGGAUGCCGAGGAGACGACGACGCCGGUGGAUUGGCAGAUGGGCGCGGACGAAGCCGGCAGCAACCAGCUCUGGGAUGGCUUGCAGGACCUGAUGAAGCUGGAUGAAGCGGACACCUGGUUCCCGCCAUUUUCCGGUGCAGCGUCUAGUUUUUGAGCUAGUGUUAUUAGAUCUCAACCGUUGGAUUAGAUUACUGGAAGGCCAUUCAUUUAUUCGUUUCAUUGUAUAGCUAAUUAGCUAUACUUCAUUGUUUGUGCAGAGCACGUUUUUUAGGAGUACCGUCUUAUACAUAUUUUUUUGUACAGAGUAGAAAGUAACAAGAAUUUUGUAUAUUGAUGGAAUAGAUUAUUUCCAAUUAAUA